AUGAAUAUUGCAUCAGAUGAUGAUGAUGGACUUACAAGUCUUGAAUCACCUGAUGGAGAUGCUGUCCAGCAUAUCCCCAGAGGGGAAAGUACUUGUGCGGCUGAGGAGGAAUUACUGCAAUCUGGUGCGAAGAAAGCUCAGUGCAUUCACUGUAAAUCUAUCAUUGGCAUUCCUGCUUCGGGCGCCACAACUCAAUUUCAUAGGCACUUGAAUAGCUGCAUUCCACGCAUAGCAGCUAGCAAGAAGCAGAAGGUGAUUACAUUUGACUCUGAUUGUAGCAGUGUGGGCUCCGCAUCAUGUUUUACUUAUGAUCAUAAGAAGGUACGAGAGCUUACUUCUCAUAUGAUACUUUACUAUGAGUAUCCUUUUAUGGUAGUGGAACAUAUUUUGUUUAACAAGUUUAUGAGGGCUAACACUCCUUAUUGGCAAAAGAUAUCACGUGCAACUACUAAAAGUGAUUGUAUAUCUACCUAUGAAAUAGAGAAAAAGAAGCUGAAAAAUUUGUUGAGAAAUGUUAACAAAGUAAACAUAACUACUGAUAUGUGGACCUCAGGUCAGAGAGUGUCUUAUAUGGUAGUUACAUGUCAUUUUGUUGAUUCUUGGUGGCAUUUACAAAAAUGUGUUUUGAACUUUUUUUAUGUCCCACCCCCUCAUAGUAGUGUUAUAAUUGCUGAUGCACUUCAAAAGAGUUUCAUUGAGUGGGGAAUUGAGAAUAACGUAUCUACAAUAACAAUAGACAAUGCAAGAAACAAUGAUGUGGCCAUUCGAAUUUUAAAAUAUGUUUUUUCUUUGAAAAAGACUUUAGUUGUUAAGGGACAACUCUUUCAUGUACGUUGUUGUGCUCAUAUUACUAAUCUGUUGGUGCAAAAUGGUAUUAGCCAAAUUGGAGAUAUUGUAGAUUGUGUUAGGGAUGGUAUAAAGUAUAUAGUUGCAUCGGAGGGUAGGUUGAAGCAAUUUGCUGAAAUUGCAAAGCAGUUACAAUUGUCCUAUAAGAAACUGAUUUUAGAUGUUCCUACUAGGUGGAAUAGCACUUAUAUGAUGUUGUCUACUGCAUUAGAGUUUAGGGAGGUGUUCCCAAGGUAUGAAGAUAGGGAUCAAAGCUUUCGUUGGGUGCCAAGUGUUGAUGAUUGGGUUAAAGUUGAGAAUGUUUGUCAUGUUUUAGAGGUUUUUAAUGAGGUGACAAAGAUAGUAUCAGGGAGUAAUUACCCAACUUCUAAUUUAUUUCUUCCUGAGGUUUGGAGAAUAAGAGAUGUGUUGGGUAAAAAAUCUAAGGAUGCCAAUGUUUAUGUAAGAACAAUGGCAGAAAAAAUGUAUUUGAAAUUUGAUAAAUACUGGGAGGAAUGCAAUCUGCUCAUGGCUAUUGGUGCUAUUUUGGAUCCAAGGUUUAAGUUGAAAUUUGUACAAUUUUGUUUCCCUGAAAUUUAUGAAGAGCCUGAAGCCACUAGAAAUGUUGAAAAGGUACAUAGUAUCUUAAAUGAGUUGUAUGGUGAGUAUGUUGGUGCCCACAACUUAUCUACUGUCCCAAACCGUGGGCAUCAAAGUAAUUCUAAUUCUGCUUCAUCUUCAAGUGAUGGUUCAUCUAGUGGUGUUCAAAGGAGCACUAAAAGUGGAAUGACUAUGUUUAACUCUUUUGUAAGAAGUGUUGAUACCUUUCAACCUGUGAAGUCGGAUCUGGAAAUAUAUUUGGAAGAAGAUGUUUAUAUCUGUGAUGAGGGUGCUGAUUUGAAGUUUGAUGCUUUGGAGUUGUGGAAAUCCAAUCAACUUAAGUACCGCAUUUUAUCUAAGAUGGCACGGGACAUCCUUUCAAUUCCUAUCACUACAGUGAGUUCGGAAUCAACAUUUAGUGCUGGUGGAAGGGUCAUUGAUCCCUAUCGUGCAUCUUUAUCUACUAAAACUGUUGAAAUUCUGUUGUGUGGAGCUGAUUGGGUUCGAGCACUACAUGGACUUAGUAAAUCUUCUAAUGUGAGUAUUAUAAUUUGUAGGUGUGUUGCUAAAUGA
Messenger RNA from Alnus glutinosa, 1998 nucleotides. RefSeq names its product zinc finger BED domain-containing protein RICESLEEPER 2-like. NCBI's taxonomy places the organism in Eukaryota, Viridiplantae, Streptophyta, Magnoliopsida, Fagales, Betulaceae. The transcript has 2 exons. The record is from RefSeq and is a predicted model, not a curated record. Gene Ontology annotation, molecular function: DNA binding; protein dimerization activity. The coding region runs from base 1 to 1998 and encodes 665 amino acids.